Talpa occidentalis (Iberian mole) is the source of this 3595-nucleotide messenger RNA. It is a transcript of the gene CA12, whose product is annotated as carbonic anhydrase 12. Gene Ontology annotation, molecular function: carbonate dehydratase activity; zinc ion binding. The coding region runs from base 13 to 1080 and encodes 355 amino acids. The record is from RefSeq and is a predicted model, not a curated record. Lineage: Eukaryota; Metazoa; Chordata; Mammalia; Eulipotyphla; Talpidae. Gene Ontology annotation, cellular component: plasma membrane. The transcript has 11 exons.
CCGCAGCCUAAGAUGCCCCACCGCAGCCUGCACGCCGCGGCCGUCCUGCUGCUCGUGAUCUUAAAGGAACAGCCUUCCUGCCCGGCCCCGCUGAACGGAUCCAAGUGGACCUAUUUUGGUCCCAAUGGGGAGAAGAGCUGGUCUAAGAAGUACCCAUCAUGUGGGGGCCUGCUGCAGUCCCCAAUAGACCUGCACAGUGACAUCCUCCUGUAUAAUGCCAGCCUCGUGCCCCUUCAGUUCCAAGGCUAUAAUGUAUCUUCCAAUGAGCAAUUUAUCCUGACCAAUGAUGGCCACUCAGUGAGGCUGAACCUGCCCCCGGACCUGCAUAUCCAUGGCCUUCCCUUCCGCUACAGUGCCACGCAGCUACACCUGCACUGGGGGAGCAGCAACGACCCCCAUGGCUCCGAGCACACUGUCGGUGGGAAGCACUUUGCCGCUGAGCUGCAUAUUGUCUAUUAUAACUCGGAGCUGUACCACAAUGCCAGUACUGCCAGUGACAAGUCAGAAGGCCUUGCUGUCCUAGGUGUUCUCAUAGAGAUGGGCCUCUUCAAUCCAUCAUAUGACAAGAUCUUCCGUUACCUUCAAGAUGUAAAGUACAAAGGCCAAGAAGUGUUCAUUCCAGGUUUCAGCAUUGAAGAAUUGCUUCCUGAGAGGCCUAAUGAGUACUACCGCUACAAAGGGUCCCUAACCACACCUCCUUGCCACCCCACUGUGCUCUGGACAGUCUUCAGGAAUCCUGUGCAAAUUUCCCAGGAGCAGCUGCUGGCUUUGGAAACAGCUCUGUACUGCACACACAUGGAUGACCCAUCCCCCAGAGAAAUGGUCAACAACUUCCGGCGGGUCCAGAAGUUUGAUGAGAGGCUGGUGUACGUCUCCUUCCAACAAGUGCAAGACCUUACCUACGCAGGAUUCAGUCUGGGCAUCAUCCUUUCCGUGGCCCUGGCUGGCAUUCUCGGCGUCUGUGUGGUCCUAGCAGUGUCCAUUUGGCUUUUCAGAAGGAAGAAGAGUAGCAAAAAAGGUGAAAACAAAGGAGUCAUUUACAAACCAGCCAUCAGGAAAGAGACUGAAACCAAUGCCUGAAGUCCCAACACUUCUAGGUGUGUCCAAGGAAGGAUUAUGCUUUGGACCAUACACACCGUGCCUCCCUGGACACUUGUAACACACAAAUGUGUUCUCUGGCGCUUAACCUGUAAACACCCCAGACUUUCAGGGGGCCUUUAGCUGGGCGCCUGAAGCUAUGACCAUGCCCCCAGAACCCAUGAAUGGGAACAUUCCACCCAGGAGGUGGGGAUCUGAGUUGUCUGCUUCAUCUGUGUGGGACUAUUAAGUGGUUUGGGUCUUGGGGACAUAAACAAACCUGCCCACUGGGGGUUGUAAUUGGUUGGAAAACAUUUUCAUCCAGCGGUUGACUUGAGUAUGACUCUAAGUGUCCUGGAAAUCCUGCUUCUUGUCCAAGCUUUCAGAACAGAAUGUGCACUCUCGGCUUGAGUUUUGCUUUUGAGACUCAGUUUCUUUUCUCAGGGAAGAGAUUGUUGUUGUCCUCUUAUUUCCUUCUACUAUGACAAAAUCUUGGACCUAACAACUUGGGGACUCAGUGGCAGGGAAGAACUGAUACACAAAGUAUCAAGCUAUUCAAAAAAUAAGAGCUAUACUUUGACAUAGAGUCAUUUCAAGUCAUGUGCUUUGGGUCAGAGCACUGAAUGGACCUUAGAGAAUGAGAAGACAUAUAGGUCUUGAAAGAGUCUCACUUUGGAAGCAUAAGUUGUUAUGCCAUAAGUAUGAGAAGGAUAGAAUAUUAAGCUCAAAUCCAACCUCCUGUCAGUGGGGCAGUUAUAUUUUAUAUUUUACAGUUUUUAUAAAUAACUCAACUAUUCCUUGAAAAUAUACUGUUCCUAUCUUGUAGUGUACACAUGAGUUCUGAGACGACCCACACUGCUUUUGAAUCUCAAGGAAACAGGCAGAAGCACAAUGAUCAGAGGGCUUUGUCUGUUUAUUUCUGCCACCUUUGCCAUGUCCCGAUUGCUAACCUAGAAUUGGGAUUUAACUUCUCUGACUUUGAGGAUGUCAAGUUAUUGUUUAAUUAAAAUAUAUUUUCAAGCCAUAAAAGUUAUCUGUGCAGGGACUGGCAUCAUGGUAUUUAGGGACCAAUAUAAUAGAAUGUUACAAAGAUUCUCCCUGGUUUUCUCCCCUCCCCUCAGGUCACAAAGACAGUUUCUGAGUAGACCCAAUUUCUUUUUCAUUCUCCUCCCAUGGAUGAGAAAGCCCCAUGGAAAACAGUUAGUUCCCUGGGAGCCCCCAACUUUCAGGCUCUCAUGGCUAGUACCUUAGUGCAGAGAUUUCUGAUUCAUAGUCUCAUUUUGACAGCAAGGAAUGUCCUCUUGAAGCAUAGGUUUCUUUAUCUUUUUCCUUCUCCUGUCCCUCUGACUCUGACUCUUCUAUUGUCCCUCUGACUCUUCCUUCUCCAUGAUCACAACUUUUUGUAGUCACGCCAGCCCUGUGUCUCUAUAGCCCACUAUAGCUAGGCAGGGUAACACGUGACCCAGGGGGACUCAAAUGUGUGGGCAAUGAGACCUCGGCCACCCAAACCCAGGCUGGCAUCCCAUCCUCACCACUAGCUCGCCUGGUGCUGCUCAAAUGACACAGGGAUAGCCCUCAUGAAUGAGCAGUGUGACUUAGAUGAGGCUUUCUUGAUUCUGGCCCAAACUUGCCUAUCAGAAACCAACAUAAAUAUCUCCAGAGCAGUGGAGCUAUCCUUUGAAAGGCUUUUACACCUUUAUAAUAGAGGUUUUGUGAGAAAACAGAGAGGUCAUUGUAACUGGCACAACGGCUACUCACAAAAAAGGAGACUUACUAGAUGGUGAAAACAGUGAUAUUUCUUUUGCCCCUGUCCCCCUCAAUGUAGCCAGGCUCUCAGCCCCCAGGGCUGAGACCAAACAAAGUCAGGGAGGUAAACAGAAGGAUCCAAGAAUCAACACUGUCUACUUCCUCGCUAGUCCUUAUGGGACUCCUGAGUAUCCAGCUUUGAAACUGGGAGAUUUUUCUUCAGGUCCUCACUUAAUCCCACUGACAUUAGUGGCCACUAAAUAAAUCCAGUAGCAUGAUUCCUGGUGCCCCACACUCACCCCUCAACCUCUGAGGGCCCCAUCCUGUUCUGGGCACACAGCAGGUAGAGAUAACAAGAGCAAGGCUUAGGCUGUGGGAGGGAUACAGGGAAGAUUCUGGCUUCUGGUCUUUCCUUUGCCUCUCAUUAACAGGAAGGCUCCACUGUCUUUGCUCCUUUUCUUUAGCAUCAUCUGGUAAAAAUAGUAAAAACUUACACCUGUAUACCUGUUUCCUAGUAGACAGUCUAGGAUUUUGCUGCAUUGACGAUUUAAUCUCAAUUCAAAUUCAGACCUCAAAUACUUCUCCCCUUCACUAAACUCUCUGAAGGUCUUCUGACAGGUUCUUGGGAAGCUGUCACCUGCGGCUCCCCUCUGCCCCUAUGUCUCAGCCACUGUGAUAAUGGUCUGUUUGGCAGUUCUGUAUUUAUUGUAAGAAUGAUUGUAAUGACAUUCACUGUAAAUAGAAGAAAUUAUAAAUAAAAUGUUUUUCACAU